AUGGCGCUCAGACUCAAGAUCAAACAUUUGGUCAAUUUCUUUAUCGAUAAACUUACCGAUCAUCCUACAGUCAUCGUUGAAGCACUUACCGGUCUUCGGUUUCUUUCUCGAUCACAAGAUUUUCAAUAUCAUGAAAUCCUCGGUUGCUGUAAGGCGAUUUUCACCAAUUUAUCUAAUAAAGAAUUGAAUCAACAUGGUAGAUUACAAAUCUUGAUGUUGAUUGAUGAGCUCUUAGCAAAUCAUCGUCUAGAUUUAAAAUCAAUGGGAGAUGAGUUCAUUGGUGGAUAUUGUAACUUGGUAGAAGGUGAAAAAGAUCCACGUAAUUUAUUAGUAGCCUUCAGACUUGAUAGAGUCAUCUUGACCGAAUUUGAUAUUAGUAGAAAAGUUGAAGAACUUUUUGAUAUUACUUUUUGUUAUUUUCCAAUCACUUUUCGGCCACCACCUGGAAAUCCUGAAGCAUAUGGUGGUAUUACCACAGAAGAAUUAACAGAAGGAUUGAUCAGUUGUCUGGCUGCUACUCCACGUUUUGCUAUUCUUACCCUACCUAUCUUACUUGAUAAAUUGUUAGCUACAAGUAUGGGUCCAAAGCUUCAAGUUCUAAGGACUGUUAUCCAAGCGUUUCCUGUAUACGGUCAACAUGCCGUAGCCGAAUUCGGAUCCCUCUAUUGGGAAGCAUUUGCUACUGAGAUUUUCCAACCCACCGAACCUGAUCAAGAGUUAAUGAAACUAAUCGAACCAGCCUUUCAAACUUUAUUGCGCACAGUUUUCCCUUCGGAAUCAUCUGGACCAAUAGAGCUAAUCAAUCAAAUCUUGGACGUCACUCUUCAUGAAUUAGCCUCACCUGAGAAAUCAAAAGCCGUUCCUGCUGCUUCUCUAAUCGCUUGGAUUAUCACAAGUGGAGCAUCAAAAGAAGAAGUGAUCAAACUUACCAUCAAACGUACCAUCACACUUUAUCUAACUGUUUGGAAGGAUAAUGUGGGUGGAAGUAGUGAGAGUGAUGAGCGAAUGCGUAGAAGAGCUAGUAUCCUAAGUCAUCUGAUUACUUUCUUUACCGCUCUAGCUGAGAUUGUACAAAAAGAUGGUGGUAGUGAAGAACAAAUCCUUGAAGGUGAAACAAGAGAUGAACUUCUUGGAAUCUUGAUCAGUGCUAGUUUACAAAGCUCUGGUGGAUCAGCAACGCAUUUGAUAGUGAGUGGUGCUAUAAGGGCAUUGGUUCAGAUGGUCGAAGUCAAUGGGCUCUUGGGACUUCAGGAAAAGAAGAAUGUGGUGGAUACAGCUACACGAGUAUUGAUGUCAAGUGUAGAUUCUGCUACCCGUGACGCUGCACUCGGUGCACUUGCAGUUUUGGCCUACCUCUCACCCGUGGACGUCUCAACACUCACUAUCGCUCAACUUUUUGCUGAAUUGCCUGAUGCAAGCCCAUUUCCAACACCCACCACUGCUACCUUCAAACAACCAAAAGAUUAUAUUCGAGUAUUGGAAGCACUAGCUACUUUAUGUCAUCAACCGGAUUUAUUUGAAUCUUUCCUUGUUAGAAUCUUAAACCGAAUUGAUUUUGCAUGUUCAGCUGGUUCAAGAUCUGCAGGAGGAGAAAUAGAUGAAGAAGAUCAUAAUUUAUAUGCUCAUCAUCUUCUUUUAACACUUUAUAUCGUUUUAGAAACCAAAACUGAAGAUAAAUCAAUAGGACAAAGCCAACUUGUUUUACAAGCUGAAAGGAUUUUAUUAAGGAUCUUUGCAGUAUUUAUUUCAGAAGAUGAAAUGGUCGGAAAAUCUCUUGCUGUAAAAGAUCAAGGAGAACAUGAAGUUUUGUUCGGUACUCCUGAUGAUCUUGAAUUACUUGUUGUUCGUGAAAGAGUUUCGAUUAGGAAUGAUACUCGAUUGGUUGCCGAUGCAGGUCGGAUCGUCAAUUUGAUGGUCAGACAGAUGGAUUCAAAACAACAACAGGAUUUUGCAAAUCGGCUGUAUGCGUGCUACGAGUUGGGACAAACUGAUGCACUUAUUAAUGGUGCAUUUGAACCAAACUCACCACCGACUGCUUCGAUGGCUGAAAAGCGUUUGUUUAGACCAAUGUCCACUGAUGCGCCAGAGUCAGAUAAGAAUAUGUUGGUGUUAUACUCAGAUGCAUUGAUUGCAAUCAGACCUGAUGUUAUCAUUCCGGGUGAACUGUUGUCAACGACGGAAUCAUUUCCGUUUAAAUAUUAUCGACAUACGCUUGAGAUGGGUGCUUCCACCAAGUUGUUGCCUAUCAAGGCUGGUCUUCGGUUACUCUGCUCGACUGUCAAUAGGCGUUGCAAUGAUUUCCCCCAGUUUUUUGAUGAAGAAUUACCAAGCUUUUGGAAAUCAGAAAUCGAAAUCGGACCCUUAACACAACAUCAACCUAGAAUCUUAGCCAUUGAGAUUUGGAUUUGGAUCAUAAAAGGAUUGAUUGUAAGAGGAGAACAAAGAGGAUAUGAUUUGUUAGAUCGAUUGAUUGAACUUUGGAAUGAGAAAGGUGGAAGUGGAAAAGAAGUGAUUAGGUUUACUGGAUUGAUUGUGGAUGAAGUGGUUGGGUCUAGAAAUUUUGGAGUGGUCAAGUUUUUGUGGAAACAGAGAGCUUGUAGUUAUUUGCUUAAUAAGUUGGUUGAAGCUUAUCAUCGUCGUGAUAAUGAAGAUAAAACGGUUUAUUUGAUUGGACUUGCAAGUCUUUUAGCACAUGUCACACCUCAAUUAAUCUUACCAGAACUAUCUCAAGUCAUUGGAUUAUUACUUGAAGGUUUACAUUUACCUGAAGAUGAAUUGAAAACCAAUGUUUUGAAAACGAUUAAUGAAUUAAUCAUGAAUGAAGAAAGUUAUGAAAUCUUUGAACCUUAUCUUUCUUCAUUAAUUGAAGGACUUUUGAAAACUUUGAAAAACAAAAAUGGAUCAGAAAAUGUAAGGUUAGGAUCUAUUAAGAUUUUAAAUGGUUUACCUAAUCAGUUUAAAGGUUCAUUAACUUUAUGGAACGAAAGGACAAAAGUUUUGAUGGCUUUGAAAGAACUUUUAGAUGAUUCUAGAAGAUUGGUUAGAAGGUUUGCAGUCGAUUGUAGAACUAAAUGGUUUGAAUUGAAAAGUUUGUAA
Messenger RNA from Melampsora larici-populina 98AG31, 3096 nucleotides. RefSeq lists its product as uncharacterized. Bases 1 to 3096 code for a protein of 1031 amino acids. Lineage: Eukaryota; Fungi; Basidiomycota; Pucciniomycetes; Pucciniales; Melampsoraceae. The record is from RefSeq and is a predicted model, not a curated record. Gene Ontology annotation, cellular component: cytosolic [4Fe-4S] assembly targeting complex. The transcript has 16 exons. Gene Ontology annotation, biological process: iron-sulfur cluster assembly.